CCACUUCGCAUCGAAGAAGGCGCUGCAGAACGGUCAGAACAGUGAAAGUGGCAGCCAGUCCUUUCGCGGACCACGCGAUUCGUCAAGUAGGCCCGUGCCGGCACAGGAAUAAGUGAAAGGGGUGCUUCUCUAUCGCUCUAAGCGUAUUUUCGGGCACUAAUAACUGAUUGCGCUUGUUCUGAGUUAAAGCGCUAAAAACGUUUUGGUGUUAAGAGCGCUUAAACGUGCAUGUGUGUGAUUUUUGAAUAUUUGGUGGAUACUAUUUUGUGCAAGGUGAUUCACGGAGCUUUGACAAUAAGAGUGGCAUGUUUUAUCAAGCACACAUUUUGGAUAUUAUAUCGGAAAAUUAAAACUGAAGCACCUCAGACCCUAUCCCUUUCUUAGUUAUGUGAGGCAAAAAAUCGCCACCGGCCGUCAGUAAGGAGGAUCUCGGCAUGGAUUCGUCCAGGAUAGGACUGGACUUCAUCGUCGAGAACCCCGAUUAUAUUCGAAAGUUAGCGGCAGCGUUGGACACUCAAAAUGCUACUGUCAAGAAACAAGUAUUCGAAUUGCUGUCAGCACUGUGCGUCCACAACGAAGAUGGCCGAGCGAGGGCACUUGAUACAUUAGAUCAUUUUAAGAAAUUAAAAAGCGAGAGAUAUAGACUGAGUGUGAUAGUUCACGAACUUGACCGAGCCACCGCCGUGGACUAUCAAACUGCCUUGGUGGCCUUUAUCAACUGUCUGAUCAUUUCAACACCCCGGCUCAACGACAGAACGAGGCUUAGAAACGAAUUUAUAGGAUGUCACCUUCUUCCGGUGCUGAACAAUCUCAGGAAAUGUGCGGAAGCGGAACCAGAACUGGCGGUCCAGUUGGAUGUUUUCGAUGAGCAACGAGAAAGCGACGACGCUCAAAGUCUCCAGGGACCCCAUGGGGUAGAUCUCAAUUCGCCUUUAGACGUUUUUUACGCAAUUCUCAAACAGGUAGCUGAAACACCUCAAGAAAUCCCUUUUCUUAGUAUUCUUCAGCACCUGUUGCGUAUCGAUACUAAAGAACCGAUCAGCGACAUCAUAUGGGACACUGCAGAACGACUUGUACAUCGCGCCACUCUACUAGAAAAUCGCGAGGACUCAGCAAGGCUUCUGAGAGCUCCCAGUACGCAAUCCAAGUUCUUCUGCCACUGCCAACACCGGAUCGAAAGUCCCAGUAGGAAACAAUCGCUGAGUACUCCUUUGAGUCCGACGCCACCUUCUAUAAUUGGACCACCGCCACCACCUCCAUUAGGACCCGCACUACCUCCACCACCGCCUCCACCGCCCAUAAUACCCCCACCUCCAUGUAUACCACCUCCCAUUCCCGCUCCUCCUCCUCAUCAAUUAAAAACCAAAACUCCAGCUGCCUCACAAACUGAAACUGAUGCUGUGAUAGAAAAAUUACCCCAACAAGAAAUACCCGCACCAAAAACGAAGAUGAAGACCAUCAAUUGGAACAAAAUACCAAACAAUAAAGUAGUAGGAAAAAAGAAUAUUUGGACACAGGUAGCGUACUCACAUCAACACUCUCCCAUGGCUGACAUGGACUGGUCAGAAAUGGAAGGGUUAUUUUGUCAGCAAGCCCCACCAUCAGCACAUUCAUCGCCAAAGUUAGGACAUAGAGACUCAUCUGAUAAUUUGGAACGAAGAAUGCGCAAGGAUACGACAGAGAUCACCCUUUUGGACGGAAAGAGGAGCUUAAAUGUCAAUAUAUUCCUUAAGCAAUUUAGAAGUUCCAAUGAAGAUAUAAUUCAGUUAAUAAAAAAUGGCGAACAUGAUGAAAUUGGUACGGAAAAACUGAAAGGGUUGUUGAAACUAUUACCGGAAGUAGAUGAAUUAGACAUGUUAAAGUCGUUUAAUGGAGAUUUUAACAAAUUAGGAAAUGCGGAAAAGUUUUUAAUUCAAUUAACUAAUCUUUCAAAUUACAAGUUGCGAAUAGAAAGUAUGUUACUGAAAGAAGAGUUUGCGUCGAAUAUGGGAUAUUUGCAACCUAGCAUCAAUUCAAUGAUAAGCGCCGCACAAGACUUAAUGACGAACAAACCCUUACAAGAAGUUCUGUACAUGGUUCUCAUAUCCGGAAAUUUCUUGAACUCGGGCGGUUAUGCGGGUGGUGCUGCUGGAGUGAAAUUGACUUCAUUGCAAAAAAUAACUGAUAUUAGAGCUAACAAACCAAAUAUGAAUCUCAUACAUUUUGUUGCAUUGCAAGCAGAAAAGAAAAACAAAAAAUUGCUUUCCUUUACUGACAACACAAAUGUAUUAGAAGAUGCUGCAAAGACAACUGUCGAACAACUUCACAACGAAAUAAAUGCGUUAGAUGUAAGAAUAAAGAAAAUCAGAAAACAGAUAGAAACACCUACGACAGAAGCUGAGAUUAAAGCUCAAAUGACCGAGUUUUUGCAGAUGGCAGAAAUCGAAGUCGCAAGCCUUCAAAUAAACUUAGGAGAGUUAGAACAUGUACGAAAAGAAUUAUCUGACUUCUUUUGCGAGGACGUCAAUUCGUUUAAGUUAGAAGAAUGUUUUAGGAUAUUUCACGGAUUCUACUGUAAAUUUAAACAAGCCGUUAUUGAAAACGAGAGGAGGAGGAUACAGGAAGAACAAGCCAACGAAAGGAGACGACAACGUGAAGAACUGUUGGCCGCAAAACGAAGGCAAAUGGGCAAUCUUAUGGGAACACCAGAUGCAGAUUUUAGUAUAGACAUGCAAAUAUACGACACUCGAUCAUCAUUCCGAAUGAGUAAAGGCCGUAAGAAUGGUUCCGAGGACGAAAACUCUAUAUCAGGAUCUCCAUCUUUGUCAAGGCGUAGACUAGGUUCGUUCAAUGGAAACGGUGGUGAUACUGUCGUUAGCGGUAAAGAAGAAAAAUCCCCAGAUAUUACUCCAAACGGUAGUUUAAGACGGAGAAGAAGCAGAGUUUUAUCUGAAGACGAUGAAGGCAAUCUUAUGGAUUUCCUAAGAGCUUCUGGUGGUGAUAACAAUAGGGAAAGAAAAUCUUGGGGUAGUUUGGAUCGUUCUUGGGCAAGAAAAGCACGAGGUAGUGGGCCCAGGAAAAGGCCGGCUCUUCUUUCGGCAGACUUCUCUAGUGACCGAGAAAGACCGUCAUCACCUUCGCCUUUAACGGAACAGAAGUCGAUAGUCUCCGCACCAGAAGAAGAAACCAAACCAAAGGAAUGGAGGCAGAAGAUAGAGUCUUGGUUGCAAGCAAACGAAAACGAUCAACUGAGUGAUGAACAAAGAAGAGCUAGACGGUUAGCUAAUAGACGGUCAUUGGAGAUGGAUUCCGAGAGCGAAAGAAGUAGUACUUUAGAUACUCUUCCCGAAGGCAAACAGGUGUAUAGUGGUGGUCAAUCUAAUUAUAGAAAGGUAAACCCAGCAUGGCAGCCUUCCAGUACUAUUGAAAAUACUGAUGUUGUUAGUGCAAUGGAAGCUGUUGAAGAGGUUCAGCCACAAAUAAAAGACAAAUCAGCUUGGCGAAAGUCAACUCUAAAUGUCGCCAACAGCACAGAAGCCACAAAGGAUGACCCAUACGUAAACCGUAAUACGCUUCCAAGAGAUAAUUCAUUACAUUCCAUAGACGAAGAUAAGACGAUUGACCGGAAGGGUCUGAUUAGUUCUCUUGGAGAGCGUAUGCCGACUGAUAGACUUACUUUAUAUAUUAGAAAACCUUCGGAACCAUCGUUCAUAUCUCCCACACCACCCUCGUUUAUCUCUAACUCCCGCCGAACCAACGAUUCUCAAUUAAGUAGUCCCGAUGGUGUUUCCAAUAAUAACAAAUUAGAAAUAGAUCAAGACAAUAUCGAAACACCACCGGCAACUAGAAGAGUAUUUGUACCUACACCCGUUGAUAAGAGGGAGCCGGUAAUGCCUGGACCUUGUAGCAGAAGAACUGGAAGAAGUAGCAGCUCUUUGAUGUCAAUGAUUAGUCCAGAUGAACCCGAGGAUGGAUCGGUGCUCGGCGAUGGACAAUUUGAUAGGUACUCUGCUACAAGAAGAACUAGACGAUAUAAACGUAAUCAAGAAAACCCAGAAAUUACGACUACUUCUCCGACUGAAACUGUUGCUGCAGAAACACAAAUUUUGAAAUCACCCGCUCAAAUAGAAGUAUCUCAGCCUGUGGUAGAACCAGAGUUAGAUAAAGAGUCGAGGUUAAAGGUGUGGCAAGAAAAACUCAAAAGUCAAAAUGAUCAUGAGACAAGAAAUGGAAGAAGAUGGAGAAAUCAAACGGGAGUCAAUCCAAGUGAUGUGGAAACUGCUCUUAAAUUAAAUAAAGGGAACUCGAAUAUAUCAACGACAUACCUUGCGCCUGAAACGACAAAGGCGACAUCCAACAAAAUCGAUAUUCCCUCUCGUAAAACCAAAGAACACGACAAUGAUGAGGGAUUCGAAGAGACCCAGAGCCUUAUGUCAGAGUCACCGAGUCAAGGCGCAUCAUCAGGUGGCGGCAAUUACGACACGGACAUUAUAGACACCGCACAAAUAGUAGUAGCUAAUUUCACCAAACCGAAAUCCAUUCGACAGAUGUCUCUAGAUAAUAAAACUGAGGACGCAAAUGGCAACAGUGAAGUUGCGCAAUCAAAUUAUAGGAAUCCAUUAAGAACGUCUAGGUUACAAUCACUACCUACAUCUAAAACUCCCAAAAGUCUCAUUGGUCAACGGAAACAGAGUCAGGAUAGUGCACUUAACAAAAAGAGUAUUAUUCCUAGAAGAUCCGAGAGUCUUAAGCCAGAUUUAAAAUCUGCCACAAAUUCGACAAAGUCAUAUGGUAUACAAAAGUCAAAUUCCAGGAACUCUAUCGUCAGUUCCCGAAGUUCCCUGAACAGUGCCACCUCUACUAGCACCGUCAAAAAGUUACCUCUCAAACCAAAUACUAGUAGUAAUGUUUCUCGUCCGAUCCAGAGAAUACCCAGCAACAAGACAAUACCUUCCCCGUCCAAGGUCAACCUGAAACGGACCAGCUCCAUCGGAAAUAGCACCGGAAAUAGGCCUCCGCGACCAUUGGCCAUGAGCUUCAUGAAACCAACGGCAUCUAGUGCUACAAAAAGUAAUCAAGCGCUUGUGACUAGUAGGCUUGGUUCAUUUAGAUCAAAAAAUUAGAUUUUAUAAUAAUAGAUUUAGUAAUGAAGUGGCCUUGAAAUUGUCCUAUCUGGGACAUUCUAAAAAAUGCUCAAAUUCGUAGAUAUUUUCAAAAAAGCGUAAAUUUUUAUGUUGACAAAAAUUGAUAUUUUGUUUUGAAAAGAAAGGAAAAAUGAUUUUAAAAGCCCAUUUAAAACUAGUUUGCACUCCUAUUUUCCUUUUAAUUUUUGGUCUGAUUAUUUUUUAUUUCAGGGUUAUAAUAUAAAAAAUUCUCAUUAUGUUAUAAUGAGAAUUUUAUUGACUAAUCUAAUAUAAACAGGCGUACCAUUACCAUGUGUUUUGAAUUUCGUUUAUCAUCCUUUUUUAGCUCUCUUUAUGGAUAUGUGAGCGGCCGUGGAGUAACGGCAUAAACGCUGGCCUCAUACGCCAGUGCACGUGGGUUCGAGCCCUGCCAAAGAUAAACCAUUUUCAUUUCCAAUAAUGACACGAGCCGUCUCACCGUGCCUCGGAGAGCACGUAAAGCCGUCGGUCCCCCUGGGCUAGUGUACAUCGGCACUAGUUGCUUAAAACAGGGUUAAAGAUGUAAAUGGCGCCGGAACUAUCCGAAAGGAUCUCCCCGGCAAAAAUGCCAUACGAUAUUAUUAUAGCUCUCUUUAUUUUUAGGGCUAUUUUCGUUGAUUUCCUGCUAGAUAUAAAUUUUAUGAACUUAUCCAUUUCCUUCAACGUAUUAAAUUGAAUAGUAGCAACAAGAUUCAUAGACUAAAGGUCUCUAUUUAUAUAAGGAUUUUAACAGCUAUUGCCGCCUUCCUUCUUUCAACCAACGUCUCCAGUACACUCAGGUCUGCCAUUUUCCAUCUCUAAGGUCUCCUCUUUCCAUGGCCUCGUCAACUCCAUCCCUCCAUGAUCUUCGGAGUCUACCUCUUCUUCUCUUUCCUAUUGGGCUCCAAUCCCAAAUCUUUGAUAUCCACCUUGUACAAUCUGCUCUUCUGACAUGUCCAUACCAAAUUAAACGUUUUUCUUCGAUGUAGGUGAGGAUGUCUUGUUCUACUGCCGUUCUUCGUUUUAUCUCCUCAUUUCUAAUGCGACCUAUUCUUGUCACUCUGCAGCUUCCUCUCAUGAACUCCAUUUCAGUUGCUGUAAUUUUUGACCUGUUAUGUUUGUUUAUUAACCAAUUUUCUCCUCCAUUGGUCAUUAUACUACGUACCAAGGUGAGCUGGUAAUACGUCUGGUGGCUGAGCUAUAGCGCCCUAAGUCCGGGAUUACUUGGAUGUAUAAUAAAAUACCAUCAUUCUCACUAUAAUUAUAUUUGAUCUUCACAGUGUUCAUUUAAACAUAACAACGGUCUAUUUGUAAACAAUAACAAUGUCACGACUAGCGUAUUAUUUCUUCAUCGCGUGACUAAUCGAUUGAUCUGAAUGGGUCGUCGCUUCUUCUUGUUGGUUUAUAUAUACAAUACUAAAUCACAACAUACAUAGUUCAUUAGCGGUCAAUACCUAUCAUAUGUACAUUAAUAUAAACUAUAUUAUAUUUUGAAAACUUGAAUAUCUGGGGCAUAUAAUGAGAGGUAGCAGAUACAGGAUGCUGCAGUUAAUACUCAAUGGAAAGAUCGACGGAAAAAGAGGAAUUGGUCGAAAGAAAUAUUCAUGGCUCCGAAACCUUCGUCAAUGGACUCGCUUAUCAGCAGAUCAAUUGUUACAUGCCGCACAAGAUCGAGAACUAUAUCGGCAAAUUGUUAUGGAAGCUACCCACGCCUAAAAAUUUGGGCACGGUACUUAAAAAAAGAAGAAGAUAUUAUAUUUUAUUUCGUAGAAGUUCUGUUCAAUGCUAAGGGUUAACGUACCACGUUACAAAGGUGUUAUUGGGACCGUGCAAGUUCGGCAAAGCGACCCCUAUUUCUACGCUCUGUACUAUUAUUCGCACUUUUAAUUAUAUUGGCCAAUUAUAUUAGUCCUGGUUACUGGAUAAUUGUCAAGGCCAUAGUCCAAAAAAAUAAUAAGAAGAAAAAAUAAGAUUCAGGUUAUGUUAUGAAAACAUCAACAAUUGUAUGUAGUAAAUAAAAUUAGUUAUUAAAAUGCAGUACUGCAAGCAAAAUACAAUUAAUUAAAUUUACCUUUAUAUAAUAAUUGCAUAUCAUAUCAAUAUUGUGGAGCAAUAUAUAAUUUUUCUGCUUCAUUGACAGAAGGUAUGAAAUAUACGUCAAUUUGACAAUUUCAAUUGACAAUAUGAAUUAUUUAAGAUAAUUGCAAUAUUUCUCCGCGACUCGCGCAGGGUCGUUUCUCGUUUCCCUUUCCAAGUACUUGCACACCGCUAAUAGGUAUAUUAUCUUCUGCGAGAGGCACAAGAUCUCUGUCCAGCAGUGGAUAAGCGAAGAUUGAAUGAUGAUGAUUAAAUUGAAUUCGGCCUCAUCAGAUUGAUCUAUAAUUUUUUUAAGGAUAAACCAAUUCAACUAUCAUUUCUGUUUGAUGAUAAUUUCUUUAAUUGAGCUAUUUUACCCUUACAAAAUGAGAAUUGUCUUUAAAGAGUGCAGAUUUAUUUCAUUCUUGCUAAUUUUGAUAUUACACAGUUCAUUCCAAUCUUAUGUGUUUGCCCUCUGACACCCUGAUGUGAGAAACCCUUCUUAAAAGGCGUUUUGAUUUAAAAUAACUUCCAUCUUAAGAGCUUUCCAUAUGUGUCGAAGACUUUUGAAAACCUCAAAGCAUAUGAAGAGUAUAGAGUUGAAUUCCUGGGACUAUUCUACGAUUAUUCUAUAUUAAUUUGCUCUGCGCAUGAUCGGUUUGGUCUGAAGCUGGCUUGACCAUUCCUUAACACUGGUUCCUCACUAUAAAACCACACCAUGCCAUAAAACUGAUAACUAGAUCAAAUAAUUUUUUGUAAAUGGGCUUUUACGUCAUCAAUUUUAUAAAAAUCAUAAAUUCAUGCAUGAAAAAUGCUACUGUUCUGAGCAGAAGGUGAUAACAGCUUUGCACGAAUUAUAAUUUUAGCUUCCAUGUUUUGUAUUGUAAGUAAAGUAACACUUCUGUUGUUAUUAUUUCUAAUUUUGAAAAUAAAUAAAUUUUUAAAAACUACGUUUCGAAAUUCAAAGUUAUAAUUGGCGCAGUCAGUAGGAUUUGAUAUUUUUCAAUUUUGUUUUGAGAAAAUUCUAAUUAAGGGUAGUUUUGAGUUUAAUUGGAGUUGCAGAAGCCACAUUUUCAAAUAAAGGUAGAUUUAUAUUUUUAAUAGUUUUUAUUUCUAAACUAUCACACUGACUUAAUAGUUUGUUAAAAUCUGUGAGCGAUUUGUAUUGUUUACUAAUACUAGUAAUGGACGUGCAAAACUAUUCGUCAACUUCUCCAAUAUUUCGUUACAAUAUAAAAUAUGUUUAUUUAAAAAUAAUAUUAUGUUUUAACAGUAAAGACAAAUCGUCAUUUCGAUCAAAUCAAUUUAGCGUGCCAUUUGACGAAGCAGGGUAUCAUAAUAAAUUACAAUAUCCUGAUUAGGUAGAUAGGUAUAGAGUAAAUAAAUAAUGAACAGCUAACGGACAAUUUUUUUAAACUGUCACAUUUUGUUUACUAGUCAAAAAGUGCUUUUUGCUAUUUUGUAGUACUUAUUCUAAUUAAUAUUUUUAUAACAAAACCUACUAAUUACUUUAAAAAUGAAAAAGAUAUUAAACUUAAGAAAUCUGUUGGUUAGGUAGUUUAAAUUGUUUUUUACAGUGUCAUGAGGUUUUUUAGUCCUGUCAUAAUCUGCACAAAAAUAGCAAGUUGCUUGCAGUCAGCCGGUAGGUACUUAGAUUUUUGUACCUUUUUGUAGAACUUGAAUUUCUAUAUCCUCCAAGUGAAAAAAUUGUAAAAAUUUAUGGCAUCAGUAUUGAACAAGUAAUGGAAAUGAAAUUACACUCUCCAGCUACGGAGACCUGGACAAAGAAAUGAGAAAUAAGUACAAAAAAACAAUAAACUGGCAGGAUGCCUUAAUAGCACUAUAUGGCGAAACCGAUAUAUUAACACUGAGAUGAAGUCAAGAAUUUAUAAAGCCAGUUUAAGACCAAUAAUGACAUAUGCAUCAGAAACAAGACCCGAUAUAGCCAGUAUACAAAAAUGAAAGUAGGUACUGGGAAGAAUUAGAGGAAAUAAGCUGAGAGAUCGAAAGGGGAGUGAAGAUAUUAAAAGAAAAUCUAACGUGCAGUAUAUAAACCAAUGGACACUAAGUAGAAAAACAUGAAUGGAAUAACCACAUUAGCAGAAUGGAGGAAACAACACAGAGGGUGGUCAAAAUAGCAAGAGAUAAAUCACAAAUUGGUAGAAGAAGUAUAGACGAACCACGCAAAAGAUGGAGUGACAGCCUUCCAUGGAGGUAUCAAUCUAGUAAUGAACAAGCAAAAUUGCUUAUAAAGAGGAAGAAGAAGAAGAAGAAAUUGUACAAGUACAUUCCUCUGUUUUUUUAUCUUACGACAAAAAUUAAUUUGAGUUAAAUUUUUCGAAAUGAAAUUUUAUAUUAAAGUCUACUUGUGCCAUUAAUAAAAAACAUGUUGAGGAGAUUUCGGAAAAAUCCUGUUAAAGUUUCUGAAAGGAAACCGUAAAGGAACUAUAAAGUUGUUCUGUCUUUAUAUAAAUUUGCUUUGACGAUAAAAAUAUUUCAAAUUUAAUAUAAAUUUACAGUAAACAUUGAUAUCUUCUUCUUCUUUAAGUCCCGCCUCCGAAUCGGAGGUCGGAUAUUACCUUCACUAUCUUUACUCUAUCUACCGCUGCUCUGCUGAAGAGUUCUAUAGAACUACAUUUAAACCAGUCCCUUAAAUUCUUCAAUCAUGACACUCCGUCUUCCUAUACUCCUUUCUCCUUUUAUCUGUCCCUGUAUAUUAUCAGUCUUAGCAAUUCAUAUCGCUGCUACGACUGAUAGCAUUGAUACUGAACAUUGAUAUACAUUUUUCAAAUCGCUAAAAACGAUUUCUUCUUAUUUAAGUGCUGCUUUCCAAUCUUAAGUUGGAUAUGAUCAUCAUUAUCGUUAGUCUUGGUUUGCCCCAUCGACCUAUAUAUUUUGGAUAAUAACUGAAUUGAAUUUAAUAAGUCUCUUGUUAUAAUCAAUUUGGUGUAUGAUUUUUAAAAUAUCUUCUUUUAGGCUUAUUUCGUACUAAAAUCUAAGUUCCGUUUAACUACAACCAACUCUGAACAAUUCCUUUAAUGAACUAUUUCAUUUUUAUGGGGACUGUCAUGAUAUAAUAAGUAUUUAUAAUGAAAUAAAUUGUCAAAAAACCAGCUUUAUAUAAUUUAUAAAUGGAUGAGUUUAAUAAUUUCAUUUUUAAUAAGUAAUUAAUUUACUACGCUAUUUAAUAUACACCAAAAUAUAAGCAACUAAUAUACAGGGUGUGCCAAAACAAGCGGAACUGCCGAAUAUUUCGCGAAAUGAACAUCGGAUAGAAAAACUGAAAAACAAGAGUGUUCAAUAUUUUUCUAAAAUCUAUCGAAUGACGCAAAACAAGACCUCCCAGCCACACCCCCUAGAGCGAUGAGGGUGGCAUAGGAAUCUCCAUUUUUGAUUGUAGAUUUGGAGUCCUCAUAAAAAAAAUCUAAGUAACUUUUAAAAUGAACAUUUUUUUUAUUGUUGAUAGAGGGCACUAUAAUCGGGAAAAACGAUCAGAAUCUGCAAUAAACAAUAGGAAUUCCUAUUAAAGAUUUCAAAUUUACCCCACCCCUCCCCUAGGGCGUAGUGUGGGGGUCAUGUUUGGUAACAUUCGAUAGAUUUUUGAAAAAUAUUGACCACGUGUUUUUCAUUAAUUCGAGAUAUUAGACCGUUUCCAUAAUUUUCCUAGGAUAUAGGAAAGGAUAAAUCUCUUUUCCGAUUAUAGCGCCAUCUAUCAAUAAUUCGAAAAAAUGUCUCGCAUACUUAUUGUUGCACAAUGAAUUCAAAUCUGCAAUAAAAAAUGGGGUUCCUAUUUUAAAAUUGCCCCCAACCCCCUCUCCAGAGAGUGGAGUGGGGAUAGAUUUUGGAAAAAUAAUGAAAACGUGUUUUUCAUCCGAUGUUCGUUUCGUGAAAUAUUCGACCGUCUCGCUACUUUUGACACACCUUGUAUGAAAAUAAUUCUGGUGAUACUCACGACCUUUAUAUUACACUUAAUAUAAUCUCUUCCAGUGAAUAAUGACAUAAAAAUUGGUUGCUUGCAUUUUGGAUGUAAAUACACUUCUCCAAGAAAUUAACGCAGCACUUUAAAAAUUGGUCAUUUUUGAUGUCUCAAAUUUUCAAAACCUGUUGUCCGAUUUAAGUGAUUUUUUAACAUGUUAUAGCCUUAUUCUUUAACAAUAUCGCUGUAAUAAUAUUGUUGCUAGACAGGUAAAUUGUCAUUGUAUACCGGAUCUACCAAUCAAACUGUGUACGUGACCCUGUGGAAUAUUCUAGCAUUUAUAAAAUACUGAAAUUAAAACCAAACUAUAUACAUAUUAUAGCCUCAUGUUUUCUUAACAUUAUGUUUCUUGAUUCAUUCGCUUAUGUUGGAUAAUAAAAGAGUUAGGUACUUUAACAACUAGCCUUGUUAUUUAUCAAUACGGGUGUUUUUAAAUAAGUAUGGCAAACUUUAACGGUAAUUCUGCAUGAAAAAUAAUGACAGUUUGCUUUAUAAACGUAUGUCCGCAAAUGCUUCGUUUCCGAGGUAGGAGGUGUUGAAAUUUUUCUUACAAACUGACGAAUUAUUUAUUGCUCUAAAACCGGUUAAGAUAUGCAAAUGAAAUUUGGCGGGUUUUAAGAGGUAGUUAUUGCGCAUUUUUUGAUAUACAAUUAGGAAAUGAAUAUUAACCAUUGGUGCGCAUACGGGUAAUAUGACCCUUAUGUGCGCCAAUGGUGAACACAAAAUUGUAUGUCAAAAAAUGCACAGUAACUAUCUCUUAAAACCCGCCAAAUUUCAUUUGCAUAUCUUAACCGAUUUUAGAGCAAUAAAUAAUUCGUCAGUUUGUAAGAAAAAUUUCAACAUCCCGUAUCUCGGAAACGAAGCAUUUGAGGACAUAUGUUUAUCAAGCAAACUGUCAUUAUUUUUUCAUGCAGAAUUAUCCCUUAAAGUUUGGCAUGCUUAUUUAAAAAGAUCCUGUAUUAACGAAAAACAAGGCUAGUUGUUAAAGUACCGAACUUUUGUAUUAUCGAACAUAAGCGAAUGAAUCAAAAAACAGAAUGCUAAGAAAACAUGAGGCUAUAGUUAGGUUUUAAUUUCAGUAUUUUAUAAAUGCUAGAAUAUUCCUGAGGGUGUUGCGAACUUUGAGAAGAAAACACUGUUUGAUUGGUACACCCGGUAUACAAUGACAACUUUACCUGUCUAGCAACAGUAUUAUUACAGGGAUAUUGUUAAAGAAUAAGACUAUACCUAACAUACUAAAAAAAUCCCUCAAAUCGGACAAUAGGUUUAGGAAAUUCGAGACAUCAAAAAUAGCCCAUGUUUAAGGUAGUGCGUUAAUUUCUUGGAGAAGUGUAGAUUUUUUUGUUUGCUCUCAAAGAAUCGUCAUUUUGUAAUUACAAUUCGCAAUGUGUGAUUUGUGAGAGUUAGUAAAUUUUAUACAAUGUUAUAUAUAGUCUAUAAUAAAUUUUAAGCAUUUAAUUUUUAACUAGAGAUAUAAUUUAGUAAUUUGUAUGACAUUUUUAACUUCUUAUUUAUUGUUUACUAGGUUCUAAGAACAGUCGAUUCUUUUUGUAUUUCUUUAAAAAAUAUUCAAUUUUAACUUUACUCAGUAUUAAAACCCCUAUUUACUAGCAAGAGUUCUCGAAUUAUUUGUAUACCUAAGGAAAUAACUAGAAAUUAUGAAUUUAAUCAUUUACUAAUUUUCCAUGCGAUUAUUUUUUGUUACCAAAUAUUUAACCGUAAUAAAGAUUUUACCUCAUAAA
Molecule: messenger RNA, 12914 nt
Organism: Diabrotica virgifera virgifera (western corn rootworm)
Lineage: Eukaryota; Metazoa; Arthropoda; Insecta; Coleoptera; Chrysomelidae
Product: formin-J
Exons: 28
Coding region: 435-5102 (1555 amino acids)
Biological process (GO): cellular component organization
Molecular function (GO): actin binding
Source: RefSeq, a predicted model, not a curated record